AUGCCGAAGGCGCUGGCCGCGGCCGGGGUGCGGGCCGACGAGCGGCUGCGGCUGCGGAGGGCGGGGGCGCGUGGUGCCGGGCUGCACGUGCUCGGGCCGGUGGCGGAAGGCGAGGUCCUCCUCAUGGUGCCCAGCGCGGCGCACCUCACGGGCGAGGGGGCGCGCAGGCUCCUGGGCGCGGACGGCCUCGACGGCGAGGCGGCGCUGUGCGCGCUGCUCGCGACGGCGCGCCGGGACGCCGAGAAGGGCGGCGACGCGCUCGGCCUGCGCGAGUACCUGCUGGCGCUCCCCGGCGGCUUCCCCUCCCUGCCACUCUGCUUCUCCGAGGGCGAGGCCGCCGCCGAGCUGCGCGGCACGGCCCUGCUGCCCGCAGUGCAGGCCCUGCGGCAGCAGGUGGACCAGGAGCAGGCCGCGGCCGUCCAGGAGCUGGGCCCCGAGCUGGAGGCGGUCUGGAGCGACAGCAGGUGGCGGUGGGCCCGCGCGGUGCUGCUGACCCGGGCGGGGCCGAGCCUGGGCGUCGCCCACGCUGCCGAGGCGGGCGACGACGGUGCGGGCGAGGCGUGCACCCUGGUGGUCCCCCUCGUCGACUUCUGCAACUGCGCCGCGGACCCCAGCGCCGAGUGCCGGCUCGGCGACCGCGGGGAGGUCGCGCUGGUGGCCCGCCGGGCGCUGGAGCCCGGCGCGGAGGUGACCAUCACCUACGGCGCGCAGAGCAGGGAGCAGCUGCUCUUCACGUUCGGCUUCGCGCUGGCGGAAGCGCGGGAGAAGGACAUCUCCUCGCUGUGCCUCCGGGUGCUCGGAGCUCUCACCUCGUCUUCAGCGGCGGGCUUUGGUGGCGUGGCCAGCUUGUGGCCCAAGCCGAGCGAG
Molecule: messenger RNA, 867 nt
Organism: Prorocentrum cordatum
Lineage: Eukaryota; Dinophyceae; Prorocentrales; Prorocentraceae
Source: the annotation of a GenBank genome assembly